Molecule: messenger RNA, 1404 nt
Organism: Trichoderma virens Gv29-8
Lineage: Eukaryota; Fungi; Ascomycota; Sordariomycetes; Hypocreales; Hypocreaceae
Exons: 3
Coding region: 1-1404 (467 amino acids)
Molecular function (GO): protein binding
Source: RefSeq, a predicted model, not a curated record
AUGAGUCGAACACUGCCCGCCCGGCAGGCCGAGGAGCUGCACAAGUCGAUUAUAGCGUAUCUCGCGGCGAACAACCUCGCGAAUACCGCCACGGUGCUCAGGGAGGAGCUCGACCUCGGGGAAGACGUGUUCGAUGCGACCAUGACCAAGAAAUAUGAGACUCUGCUAGAGAAGAAAUGGACGAGUAUUGUCCGGCUACAGAAAAAGAUUAUGGACCUUGAGACUCGAAACGCGGAGCUUCAGUCAGAGGUUGACAACGCGACGCCCUCGUCGCUCUCACAGAAAAACAAGGACCCCGCCUCCUGGCUUCCGAAAGCACCCUCACGACAUACCCUCGAAUCGCAUCGGGCGUCCGUCACCUGCGUUGCCUUCCACCCGAGAUUUACGUCGUUAGCCUCAGGCUCCGAGGACUGCACCAUCAAGGUCUGGGACUGGGAGCUCGGUGAUCUGGAGCAGACAAUCAAGGGACACACAAGGCCGGUUUUGGACCUCGACUACGGCGGCCCCAAGACAGGUAUCCUGCUGGCUUCGUGCAGCUCCGACACGACGAUUAAGCUGUGGGAUCCGGCAGACGGGUACAAGAAUAUACGUACACUCUCGGGCCACGAACACAGCGUCAGCGCAGUACGCUUCAUUCCUUCUGGCGGCACUGGAUUUUUCUCCUCAGGCAACAUGCUCGUCAGUGGGUGCGGUGACAAGACGCUGAAGAUCUGGGACGCCAACACGGGGUACUGCGUCAAGACGCUAAACGGGCAUGCGGGCUGGGUGAGAGACGUUUGCCCAUCCCUCGACGGAAACUAUCUUUUGUCUACAGGAGGCGACCACACUGGCAGACUGUGGGAGCUCACAGUCGCAAACCCCGAGACAAAAGUCACUCUGAUAGGCCAUGAGCACGUCGUCGGCUGCUGUGCCUUUGCACCCCCUGCCGCGUACGAGCACCUGGCUGCUCUAGCAGGGCUAAAGAAACCUCCGCCAGCAACCAGCACGUCAGAGUUCAUGGCGACUGGAUCACGGGACAAGACGAUCAAACUAUGGGAUGCCAGAGGUAACUGUAUCAAGACCCUUAUCGGUCACGACAACUGGGUUUCAGGUGUUAUGUUUCAUCCUGGAGGCAAGUAUCUGCUUUCCGUAGCAGACGACAAGUCGUUGCGAUGCUGGGAUCUCAGCCAAGACGGAAAGUGCGUAAGAACAUUGUCCAGUGCCCACGAGCACUUUAUCACCUCCCUGAGGUGGGCUCCAGCAAAGCCCAAAGAUACCCCUACAGGCAACGGCACGGCGAAUAACGAUAGCGAGAAUACACCUAGGAGGGCGGCGGCCGCUGCAUUAGAUAUAUCAGAUGCGCAGAUCCGCUGUGUUAUUGCGACGGGCAGUGUCGACAUGACGGUCAAGAUAUGGGCAAAUUAA